GAUCAGAUCCCCCAAAAAAGUUAGCAACAGUUACUCCAGAAUACCUUCACUGGGUUCUUGGAAAUAUACCCGGGAAGGAGUGGGGAGAGGGUGAAAAUAUAAAGAAAUAUCAAGGAUUGCUAACUGGAUUUCAUUUUGGAAUUUAUAGAUUAGUUUUUUUCAUGUUUGAGCAACCGAGAAAAAUCCUGAACAUGACGGUAAAUUUAGUAAGGAGUGAAAACAAAGCAGAUGAAGAGCCUUGGCACUUCUCAACAAAGAAUUUUUCAAAAACUUAUAAUCUUGGGGAUCCGAUUGCUCUCAAUUACUGCGUUCUCGAUUUUAAUGUGACAAUGCCAUGGGAUGAUUUUACAGAGACUUAAAAAGACAUGUAUGGUAAUAGGGAUGCUUUAAUGUACAGUGGUAAGCUGAUCCCCUAAAAGUUCACUUUUAGCCCACCAUUUUACAGGGUCAAUUUCUGAAACUUUCGCAGCUUUUGACGGUUGAUAGCCCUAGUAGAGUUCGCAAUAUUUAUAUUUUUGAAAUAUGAUAAAGUUUUUUUCAUAUAACGUAAUGCAGCUGUGAAUUUUCCCAUUAAACGAUGUAAAUGUUCAUCCUUUUAUAAUACUUCGUAAUGAUCUACCAGGCUGAUUUUCAUAAUUUUUGCGGCUUUUGAUAGGUAAAAGGCUAGUCCUUAAAUGAGCCCGCUCUACUCAGAUCAUCUCACGCAGGCUCCCGGAGCAGCACAUAGAGAGUGCGAAACGUUCCUCUGGGGCUGCGCCUAGGCAGUGGUCAGGGGGUGUUUGGAAUAAGUCUGAUUUUAAUAACAAAAGAAAAAAAAUGAGUUUGGACGGAAAUUUCUGUUUUUUCAACUUUGAUUGUUUGAUUUAACCCGAUAUUUUUAGUCGUCAGCUUGGAUUUCUCAGACAUGCGCGUUGAAAUAGAAGCUCAAAAUGUGCAACUUUGAACUUGUCUUUAUCCUGUCUUUAUACUGUCGUUAAAAAAAAAAAAAAAAAAAAAAAAA
Messenger RNA from Bemisia tabaci, 1000 nucleotides. The record is from RefSeq and is a predicted model, not a curated record. Lineage: Eukaryota; Metazoa; Arthropoda; Insecta; Hemiptera; Aleyrodidae.